Solanum lycopersicum (tomato) is the source of this 4686-nucleotide messenger RNA. Its product is annotated as disease resistance protein SUMM2. Gene Ontology annotation, molecular function: ATP hydrolysis activity; ADP binding. The record is from RefSeq and is a predicted model, not a curated record. Lineage: Eukaryota; Viridiplantae; Streptophyta; Magnoliopsida; Solanales; Solanaceae.
UAAAACUGUAGAAGAUUAUAUAUUAUGUUACAAUAGAAGCAGGGUUGGAUAGAAGAAAUUGAGGUCCACUUAUAUGGAGAUAUUCAAGUCUAGGGUUCAGUUCCAGUAAUCCCACUAUGCCAUUGUAGAACAAGAUUCCCUUUCAACAAAGAAUGGAAUUCUUAGCUAUGUGUGUGGGAAGAGUUACAGAUUGCUUGAUGCAGCCACUUGCGCAACAGAUUGGGUAUUUCUUUUACUACAACAGCAACAUCACAUCUUUGGAUAAUGAAUCUCACAAGCUGGACAAUAUUACAAGUGGGGUGCAGCAAAGAGCGGAGGCUGCACGGAGAAACUUGCAAGUCAUUUCACAAGAUGUUGAAGCUUGGUUAAAUAGUGUUACCAAGAUUAAUUCAGAUGUGGAAGGUGUAAUGCAUGGUAGAGUUGAGGUUGAAAGAGGUUGUUUUUAUGGUUGGUGUCCAAAUUUGAAGUCACGGUACUCGUUGAGCAAGAGAGCUAAGAGAAUUACACUAGCGGUGAUUGAACUUCGAAAUGAUGGAAAAGAUUAUGUUGAUUUCUCCUAUCCUGCACCACCUGUAGUUGAAAUUCAAGCUAUGAGUGAGGAGUUUGACUCCAGAAAAUUGAAAGAGGAAGAGGUCAUGGAAGCUUUGAGAGAUGAGGAUGUCUCUGUUAUUGGGAUUUGUGGUAUGGGUGGUGUAGGUAAGACGACACUAGCUGAGAAAAUAAGAGUAAGGGCGAAAAAAGAAAGGUUUUUUGAUGAAGUUGUCAUGGUCACUGUCAGUCAACAACCAGACUUGAAAACAAUUCAAGCUGAGAUAGCUGGAGGAGUUGGCCUAACAUUCCAAGGCGACAAUUUCUGGAAUCGUGGAGAUCAGUUGCGUUCAAGGUUAAUGGGUCAGGACAGCAUCCUUAUAAUCUUGGAUGAUGUCUGGGAGGCUCUUGAUCUGAACAAACUUGGAAUUCCUAGUUGUAGCAAUCACAACCAUCAGUGCAAAGUAACAUUGACAACGCGACUCCGAGAUGUUUGUGAAACAAUGGAGGCUCGAAAGAUCAUAGAAGUUGGAAUCUUACCUGAAAAGGAAGCAUGGGUCCUUUUCAGGCAGAAAGCCGGUAAUUCGAUAGCUGAUCUUUCUCUUCAUGACACAGCAAAAGAUGUUGUGAAAGAAUGCAAGGGGUUGCCACUUGCAAUUAUUACAGUUGCAGGAGCGCUAAAGCGUAAAAGCAAGCCUUCAUGGGAGGAUGCCCUUAAACAAUUACAAAAAUCCACACCAAAAAAUAUCCCAGGAGUGAUUAAAAAUGUGUAUCAAUCUCUCAAGCUAAGCUAUGAUCAGUUGGAAAGUGAUGAAGUCAGGUACCUGUUUUUGCUUUGUUCCUUGUUUGAGGAAGAUAGUAAUAUCUGGCAUGAACAAUUACUUAGAUAUGGAAUGGGGCUUGGCAUCUUUUCGGAAAUUGAAAAUUUAGAAGAAGCAAGAAAGAGGGUGUGCCAUCUGCUAGAAACAUUGAAGGAUCGUUUCUUGCUAUCCCAAGGUUCAGGAAAAAAUUAUGUCAAAAUGCAUGAUGUGGUCCGAGACGUGGCUAUAUAUAUCGCCUCUGAGGGAAGGCAUGUUUUUAUGGUAAGUCACAGUGUGAACUCAGAAGAGUUCCCAAGAAGAACCUCUUACGAGCCAUACAGUCACAUGUCAAUUGUUGCACAAAAAAUUGAUGAGCUUCCUAAACCAAUAUCUUUCCCAAGACUUGAGUUUCUAAUGUUAAAACUAUUAGAAGAGCCGUUCAAAUUACAGGAUGAUUUUUUUAUUGGAAUGAGUAAACUUAAUGUCUUAAGCCUGAGUGGAUAUGAGGACUCCAUUUUAACCUUUCCAAAUUCUGUUCAGUUAUUGUCAAAUCUGCGCACACUGUCUCUGAUGAAUUUAAAGUUGGAUGACAUAUCAAUUAUUGGCGAACUUGUCACUUUAGAGAUUCUCAUUAUUAGAGAUUCUACUAUAGAUGUGCUUCCAGUGGAGAUUGGAAAUUUGAGCAAUUUAAUUUUGUUAGAGUUUUGGAACGAGAGAGUACCACUUGAAAAUAUUUCACCUGGAGUCUUAUCAAGACUAGUUCGAUUAGAGGAACUAACACUAGUGGAAUGUUCUGGAGAUGUAAUUCACAGUAACUUGGACAUUUCCUCCAAUUUGACACGGUAUUAUCUAAAUAUGGGCCAACAAGUUCAUAGUUACCACGAUAGUUCGCUCAUGGAUAAUUACAACAGGAUUAUGGUCCUCAAUGUCAUUGAGACCACCCCAUUGGGUGAUUGGAUCUGCCGCAUGUUGAAGAAGAGCGAACUUGUACAUUCAAGAGGAAAUGGUUCCAAGAAUGUGCUGACCGAGUUGCUGGGACAUGGAGUUCAGAACAUGAAAGAUCUCCUCCUGGCUGAUUGUGAUUCAAUGACACAUCUCUUGAAUAUCCACUGUCAGAAUAAUAUUCCAUUCCCCAAACUUGAAAGACUAGAGGUAAUUAGAUUUUGCAGUCUACGCUCUCUUUUUAGCCUGUCCUUCGUUGUGGGGAGUUCUUCAAACUCGACAGUAGCUUGCAGUAAUGAUGAGGAAGAUGAGAUCUCUCAGAGGAAACAUAUCAGAUCAGAAGGAAACAUGGUCCAAGUAAUGAAGUUCCCCAAUUUAUAUUACUUGGACCUUCAUUUUCUGGAGUGCUUCACUCACUUUUGCACUGACGCUGUUGAGGGCAUUGAUUUUCCUCAGUUACAAAUCUUGCGCUUCUGGGAGUUACCGGAGUUCCAAAAUUUCUGGCCUAUAGACAACAACUCUACGGCCGGCUCAAAUCCUCUCUUUGAUGAAAAGGUUUUGUGUCCCAACCUGGAAGAGCUACAACUUAAUGGGGCUAACAGCAUAGCUGCUCUAUGCUCUCAUCAACUUCCAACAGACUACUUCAGCAAACUUAAAAUCUUGCUACUAUGGAACUGUGGCAAAUUGAGAAACUUGAUGUCUCCAUCAGUGGCCAGAAGUGUUCUGAAUCUACAAAUUCUGAGCAUAGAAGCCUGCCAAUCGAUGGAAGAAGUGAUCACAGAAGAGGAACAACUAGUACAAGAAAUGACUACUAAGCCCUUAUUUCCCCGAUUAGAAAAAUUGGUGCUCGAAGAGCUACCAAAGCUGGGGCAUUUCUUUUUGACGAAGCAUGCUCUUGAAUUUACAUUUCUCGGAGAAGUGAGGAUUAACAGCUGCCCUGAAAUGAAGACGUUUUCCCUUGGAUCUGUGAGUACACAUAGUCUGGACAGGUUGAUUGUGGACUAUGCUGAGGUGAAAGAUAAUCUCAAUAAAGCGAUACAACAGCUCUUCAUUUUGAAGGUUUGUCUUGAACAAGAAGCUUGUGAUGGUAACUGAGCCGAAGCUAGUGAUGGCAAAAGCUAGCGUUCUAAGAAUUUGAAGCUAGGAAGGUAAUAGGCACUAGAUGAAAUAAUCAAAGUGCGUGCAAGUUAGCUUGAACAUCACAUGAAACCUAUGCCUAUAGAGGUAACAAGCAGAGGUGGAUCUACAUUGUAACUUAUGGGCUCAAUAAAACCAGUUGCUUUUGCUCAGGACCUGUUUAUUAGGAAAUUCACUAAAUAUUUGUAAAACAGUUGAUUGUGAACAUUAGGGGUGCUCAAACCGACCUGAAAAACUGCACCAAACUGACAAAAAUCAGGCCGACUAAUUAAGCUUGGUCUGGCCGUUUGGUAUUGAGCAAUGAAAAAUUGAAUGAAAGAAGUGAUCGCAGAAGAGGAACAACAAGGAGAAGUAAUGACUGAUGAACCUUUAUUCCGUGUUGUAAGCACUGUACCUCGUGGGGCAUUUCUUUCAGAUGAACCAUGCUCUUGAAUUUCCAUUUCUCUGAAAAGGUGGAGAUUAGAAGCUGCUUCGAAAUGAAGAUGUUUAUCCCGCUGGUAUCUGUGAGUACAGAGAGUCUGAGAAGUCUGGUUGUAGAAAAACCAAUCAGAAAUCAAUGCUGAGGUGAAAAUGAUCUCAAUAAGGCAAUACAGAAGAUGUUCAAUUCUAAGGUUUGUCUUGUGCCACUGUAUAGCUAACUAUAUUUUGUCACAUGCAUUAAUAUUCUCCUGCUAUUUUCAUCUUAAAUAGUUGGAAAUAAUAUUCAGACGUUUUAUCUUUGUGUGUUGCUCGAAGCAGGUUUCUUUUACUUCGGUAAAUAUUUUCAACCUGAAUUCUGAAGCAUCAGCAUACUCUCUUUUUUUCCCCUUUCUAUAGCAGUUUUACUUUCUGAGCUAGUCGUCUCUGUUCUUCUGCAAUCUCGGGUCCCAGAAGAAGCUAAGCUAGUAUUGGUGACGGACCUGAAGCCUAAUAAUGCAAGUAUGCUUUCAUAAUCUCAAGCACAACUAAGAUUGUGUUUAAGCAUUUUACAUGAAGACCUUAGCUGUAAUCAGUAAGUUCUCUUUUCUUUCUAUAGCAGUUUUACUUUCUGAGCUAGUCGUCUCUGUUCUUCUGCAAUCUCGGGUCCCAGAAGAAGCUAAGCUAGUAUUGGUGACGGACCUGAAGCCUAAUAAUGCAAGUAUGCUUUCAUAAUCUCAAGCACAACUAAGAUUGUGUUUAAGCAUUUUACAUGAAGACCUUAGCUGUAAUCAAUAAGUUCUCUUUUCUUUCUAUAUACACUGUUGAUCCCAUUUGAUUUUAGAGCAAGUUGUUCUCAAAUCUCAAGGGCAAUUCCAGGCAA